Molecule: messenger RNA, 879 nt
Organism: Ilex paraguariensis (yerba mate)
Lineage: Eukaryota; Viridiplantae; Streptophyta; Magnoliopsida; Aquifoliales; Aquifoliaceae
Source: the annotation of a GenBank genome assembly
AUGGAACUCACCUGGUUAUACACACUCCUUUCUCUCCUCCUCCUCUUUCUAGCUUUCAAGUUCUCGUCGGAAAAACGCCGGAACCUCCCACCAAGCCCAGUACCGGCGCUUCCGGUUAUAGGUCAUCUCCACCUCCUGAAACAACCUCUUCACAGAACCUUCCACAAGCUUUCAGAGAAAGCUGGCCCAAUCAUAUCUCUCCGAUUCGGAACCCGAUUGGUUGUUGUUGUGUCUUCGUCGGCGGCGGCAGAGGAGUGUUUCACCACGAACGACAUCGUUCUCGCCAAUCGCCCUCGUUUCACAAGCGGCAAGUACACAGACUACAACUACACCACCAUUUCUGCAUCCCCAUACGGCGACCACUGGCGCAAUCUCCGAAGACUCUGCACACUCGAAAUUUUCUCCGCCAGCCGUCUCAACAUGUCCUUAUCAAUUCGACAAGACGAAAUCAAGCGAUUACUAUACUAUCUAAGUCAAAAUUCAGUCAAUGGCGGUUUCGCGAAGGUUGAUUUGAGGUCAAAAUUAUCGGAGAUGUCAUUCAAUGUGAUUAUGAGGAUGAUUUCAGGAAAGCGAUACUUUGGACAAGAUGAGGGCAAUGAGGAGGCGAAGCAUUUUCGGGGCCUCGUAAGGGAGGUAGUCCGAUACGGCGGUGCAUCGAAUCCGGGAGAUUUCUUGCCGAUUUUACAGUGGAUUGAUUACAAGGGUUUAGAGAAGAAUUUAGCGAAUCUUAGUGAGAAGAUGGACGUGUUUUUACAGGGUCUGCUUGAUGAGAAUAGGCGUGAUAUGAAUAGUAAAAACACCAUGAUCAGUCAUUUGCUUUCUCUGCAACAAUCACAACCAGAGUACUACACUGAUCAAAUUAUCAAAGGGCUUAUGAUG